Molecule: messenger RNA, 10908 nt
Organism: Mesocricetus auratus (golden hamster)
Lineage: Eukaryota; Metazoa; Chordata; Mammalia; Rodentia; Cricetidae
Gene: Flrt1
Product: fibronectin leucine rich transmembrane protein 1
Exons: 3
Coding region: 1224-3248 (674 amino acids)
Molecular function (GO): protein binding
Source: RefSeq, a predicted model, not a curated record
GCCGCCGCCGCCGCUGCCGCUGCCCUCACCCUGCCGAGCGCACCCGCCCGUGUACACGCACCCCGCCGCCGGGCGCCACCCCGCGCACUCCUCCCGCCGCUUCGCCGGGCAGAUGCGCCGCCGCGCGCCCCGCGCCCCGGGCCCGCCACAGAGCUCCGUCGCGCACCGGGGGCUCCUCUCCCAGGCCCCCCUGGGUGCCCUCCGACUGGGGCUCCCGCCCGCUUCUUGGAAUAACCCCUGAGGCUCUAGUCGCCGCCGCAAAGUUUCCCGAGGAGACCCGCCUCCCCGGCCGCUGCGCAGGUGAAGAAGCACCAGACAGGCGAGAAAGGCCCCGCCCGCCGUAGACAGCUGCGCCCAGAGGCUGAAGCCGGGAUAAAUAACCACCCUCUGCCUCACCCACUCCAGAAGCUUCUCUACAAACAGGAGCAGCCAGGCAGGCGAGCCCCUGCCCCCCAUCGUGGCUUCCCCAAGCGGGGCACACAGGCCUGACAGCUCAGCAGUGCGAGUCGGGGAGCUGCAGCCUGUGGUGAACAUCUGAACUCCUCAGAGGGGUAACGCCCCCCCCCACAGCUGUGGCCUGAGUGGCAGGAGCACUGAUUCUUUGGAGAGUGGCUCCCUCUCAGCUCUGUCACGCAAGAGCGCUCUCUGCACUGAGCCAUUCUGCCAAGUGACUUAAAGGGAUUUUAAAAAGAAAAAAGAAAAGGGGGAAAAAAGCCUUGGUAAAGAAAAAGAGGUAGCAGCCCCCACAGAGGCAUUUCAGAAGAGUCGCAGCCUGUGGACAACAGACCAAAGUUACAAAGAGCCGCAGUGGAAGUGGCGGCCAGUGAGAGGCCACAGUCCCCGGGGACUGACACUGGGCCGUAGGGCAUGCCCUGCUCAGGAGUCCCCGGGGGUGCACACAGAACACACACCCCUCACUCCAGAGAGCCAAGCCAGCGGUGCCAAAGAUGCCGCUUGGGGCCUGCAGCCAUGUCUGAGGCCUAGCCACAAGGGAGACUUCAAGACCUCCUUACUCUCUGUGAGCCUCACUGUUCCGGCUGCUGGAGCUGCAGUCUGUGAUUGAGUGGUUCUGGGUCUGUUGGUGACAUGGGGCCAGGAAUGUGAGCGUGGCCUGGAACUCCGAAGCAGUGACCGCAGUGGGGCCCAGUCCCUCCAGGGAGCAGCAGCUGAAGAGGUACUGAGGCUCCAGGUUUGGUGGGUCAGGCCUCCACCAGCUAUCCACCAUGGUGGUGGCACACCCUACUGCCACCACUACCACCACACCUGCUGCCACCGUCACAGCCACUGUCGUGAUGACCACGGCCACCAUGGACCUGCGGGACUGGCUGUUUCUCUGCUAUGGGCUCAUUGCCUUCCUCACGGAGGUCAUUGACAGCACCACCUGCCCGUCAGUGUGCCGCUGCGACAAUGGCUUCAUCUACUGCAACGACCGGGGACUCACAUCCAUCCCCUCAGACAUCCCUGAUGAUGCCACUACCCUCUACCUGCAGAACAACCAGAUCAACAAUGCAGGCAUCCCUCAGGAUCUCAAGACCAAGGUCAAAGUACAGGUCAUCUACCUGUAUGAGAAUGACCUGGAUGAAUUCCCCAUCAAUCUGCCCCGCUCCCUUCGAGAGCUUCAUCUACAGGACAACAAUGUGCGCACCAUCGCCAGGGACUCGCUGGCUAGAAUCCCGCUGCUGGAGAAGCUGCAUCUGGAUGACAACUCCGUCUCCACCGUGAGCAUCGAGGACGACGCUUUCGCCGACAGCAAGCAGCUCAAGCUGCUCUUCCUGAGCCGGAACCACCUAAGCAGCAUCCCAUCAGGGCUGCCCCACACGUUGGAAGAGCUGCGGCUAGAUGACAACCGCAUCUCCACCAUCCCGCUACAUGCAUUCAAGGGUCUCAACAGCCUGCGGCGCCUGGUUCUGGAUGGCAACCUGCUGGCCAACCAGCGCAUCGCAGACGACACCUUCAGCCGCCUGCAGAACCUCACAGAGCUGUCGCUGGUACGCAACUCACUGGCUGCUCCGCCCCUCAACCUGCCCAGUGCCCACCUGCAGAAGCUCUACCUGCAGGACAACGCCAUAAGCCACAUCCCCUACAACACACUGGCCAAGAUGCGGGAGCUGGAGAGGUUGGACCUGUCCAAUAACAAUCUCACCACAUUGCCUCGAGGCCUGUUUGAUGACCUGGGGAACCUGGCACAGCUGCUUCUCAGGAACAACCCCUGGUUCUGCGGCUGCAACCUCAUGUGGCUGCGGGACUGGGUGAAGGCACGAGCUGCAGUGGUCAAUGUGCGGGGCCUCAUGUGUCAGGGCCCUGAGAAGGUCCGGGGCAUGGCCAUCAAAGACAUCACCAGCGAGAUGGACGAGUGCUUUGAGGCGGGGUCACAGGGCAGUGCAGCCAAUGCAGCUGCCAAGACCACAGCCAGCAACCAUGCCUCUGCCACAACGCCCCAGGGCUCUCUGUUUACCCUCAAGGCCAAGAGGCCGGGACUGCGCCUCCCUGACUCCAACAUUGACUACCCUAUGGCCACUGGUGAUGGUGCCAAGACAUUGGUCAUCCAGGUGAAGCCGCUGACAGCAGACUCUAUCCGAAUCACAUGGAAGGCCAUGCUACCUGCCUCCUCUUUCCGGCUCAGUUGGCUGCGUCUGGGUCACAGCCCGGCUGUGGGUUCUAUCACAGAGACCCUGGUACAGGGGGACAAGACAGAGUACUUGCUGACGGCCCUGGAGCCCAAGUCCACCUACAUAAUCUGCAUGGUCACCAUGGAGACUGGCAACACCUAUGUGGCUGAUGAGACACCUGUGUGUGCCAAGGCAGAGACGGCUGAUAGCUAUGGCCCUACCACCACGCUCAAUCAGGAACAGAAUCCUGGUCCUAUGGCAGGGCUGCCCCUGGCUGGCAUUAUUGGUGGUGCUGUAGCUCUUGUCUUUCUCUUCCUGGUCCUGGGGGCCAUCUGCUGGUACGUACACCGGGCUGGUGAGCUGCUAACCCGAGAGAGGGUCUACAACAGGGGCAGCAGGAAAAAGGAUGACUACAUGGAGUCAGGGACCAAGAAGGAUAACUCCAUUCUGGAAAUCCGAGGCCCGGGACUGCAGAUGCUGCCCAUCAACCCAUACCGCUCUAAAGAGGAGUACGUGGUGCACACCAUAUUCCCCUCCAACGGCAGCAGCCUCUGCAAGGGCGCCCACACUAUUGGCUAUGGCACUACACGGGGUUACCGGGAUGGUGGCAUCCCUGAUGUGGACUACUCCUACACAUGAAGCCGCCUCCCCUAGUGUGCUCACAUGGCUCUGUCUAGCCCACUGCAAUACCAGGAGCCAGGAAGAGAAACUCCACAGUGACUUUCCCAACAGAAAGCAAAGGGGAGGGUUGGUGAACACAAUAGUGGGGUAAAAAAAUUUUUUAAUACAUAGAAGGCAGGAGGGGAAUUAAAUAUUGUUGGAGAUAUAAUUUAUACUGGAUCAUGAGAAUUAAGGACUAGAAUAAUCUCGCAGGAAGGGUUGGAUUGGGACUUUUUCCCCUGAACUAGAUUGAUACUACCUGUACAACAUUUGUGUAAACCUCGCGAUUCAUUCAGGGCCAUCAGAGAGAAAGAUGAUAAAUAGACAUGAUGGCAUGGAGCCCCCCACGCAGCCAUCCUGCUGGCUGCUCACGGAUGACAACUCUCAAAACAGCCAGGGGAAGACGACGUUUUGCUACGGAGAUACUGUCCUGAGAGAAAUCUCUUCCCUGGUUCUUUCCAUGCUGUGUUCUUUCCAGACCUGCAGAAACAUGGCGUCCUCUGUGGUAUUCUCCAAACAAUACGACGUCAAUUAAAAACAAAACAAAAAACAGACAGAUUUUUCCUUCCAAUGCCUAGCACUUCAGUUCCAUUCACCGAACUCCGUAGAAGCUCUGACGAAAGCUGUAGCUUUCCCUGCCACGUGGAGUGCAUCUGUCUGCCUGCCUGUCACCAUGUCGUGUGUCUCAGUACAGAUGGGUAGAUAGAGCCGCGUGUCCAUCCCCUCAGCACUUCUUGGGUCAGUUCUUGACAUUUCCUCAGACAAUAGAAUUGCAAGAAUUUUGCUUUCUCCUAGAAAUCAUUGAGUAAGUAGACCACGUGUGGGGUGAGAGUGAGGCGGAGGGGAGGGGCCUCAGCCUAGGAGGAGGGUAUUGGCAUUUCUUAGAGGCAUCCCGGUGAGAGUUAGGAAGAAUGUGGCUGAGAGUGCUUUGGAUUCCAUCCUAUGUCACAGUGCCCAGAGCCAGGCCACUCUCCUUCCUGAUAUGGGGGAAGGCUUUUCCUUGAUGGCUUCAUCUGUCCCUCCCUAUAGACCCGGUCCCCACCAUAGUGUUUACUCUUUCUCCUGGGAUAGGUAAUUAGUGCAGGGACUGUUUAUAAAUAUAUGUGUCUCACACACCACACACACACACACACACACACACACACACACACACACACACACACGUCAGAUGGCUAGACCUAUUGGUUUCCAUGACUGCUCAAACAAAGCCCAGAAAAAAGGAAAAAAAAAACAUUUUUUUCAGAAAAUCCCUGGGAGACACACACACACACACACACACACACACACACACACACACACACACACACACAAAUCUCAGCCAUGCCCACACCAGGGGCUCUGUUCUCAAGAGGGAAAAAUCAGAUUUCUUUGUAAAAAACAUCAGCCUCCAAAAGGGUACUGACCGGGUCCUCAGAAGAACUAAGAUUUUACUCCCUCCCUGUGGAAUCAAUGUCGUUAUCAUUUAUCAAGUGACACCACAGUGUGGUGAGCCAUGAGAUUAAAACGAUGAUAAAAUAAUGACAGCAGAUCCAGAAAGGAGGGAAGAGCGGUGCCUGCGGUUCUGAUGUCUGCUUCGUCCUGUACUCGGGGAGCCCGGGUCACCCUCUGUCGUGUGUCGCUUUGCCCUGCACUGGGGAGAAAAAGUCAUCAAAGGAAGACGCUGGUCUGAGGGCAGCCGGAUGAGAAGGGGUCGAGCUCCUGACAGUGAUGUUUUCAAAAGACCUCUGUCACUCUGUCCAAAGCAAAGGCAGGAAGAAGCGGCCAGGAAGCUGUCCGAAGUGUCCCUGGGGGGCCAUCUUCUUGCUGGACAUUAAAGAGUCAACUGGCCCUUCAGUGAAGAGAUGAGAUUGAAAGAGACGGACCCAGCAGGUGCCCCAGAGUGGUAGGAAGAGGCACAGGCUCCUGAUCAGAGCCCAAGAGGUCAUCAUACCAAAUGGAGACCCCAACCCACCAGCCCCAGGGAACGGCCAAAGGGUAUGGACAUGGAUCAUUCCAAAGGAGACCUUUCUUCCCUCUUCAUUCCAAGUCAUUUUCCCACAUGAGGUCAAGAGAGAAAUGUUCCCGAGCCUCAGAUUCAGGUCUGUAUAAAUACAUGCCCUGGAGCCCAGCUGUCCCCAGUGGCCAUAAUGAUAGCACCCUAGUCAUGGCAGCUUAGGCAGACCGGCGGAGAGUCCCAGAUGCUGAACAAGGCAUCAAGGGCACUAUGUCAACCUUUUCCAGAGCCCCAGGAAAGUAAAACCCCAAGUCCCUACCCCCACCUUGCUCAGUGCCCUAGAUUCACCCAUGUUUUCCUUAUCUAUUCCCUGCCACAGAAGGUUUUAGUCACUUUCUUUGGUGGCCAGGAAAACUUUUAAGAACCGUGCAGCUGCCUGGAAAGCCCUACUUGGAGAUUCAGGAACUUGUGGGCCAGAUGCUAGAGCUGCCUGGCCGUGGUAAACUUCCUCCCCAUCACACAGAGUAAACCUGACCCACAGGAGCCUCGGUAGUCACAGGCAGAAUGUCAAAGCUUGAGGACCAAGUCAGCCUCCUGCUCUGUUGGGGCUGACUCCAUGUUACACCCAGUUGGAGAGCCCAGGGCUGGCAUUGCCCUCUAAGGGACACUAAAUGCUCAGUCAUGACCCUGCAGCUCCUAAGAGCCCUUCCUGUGUCAUUUCUGCCCCUUUGCGGUUUAGUGUUUUCCGGUACCCUUUAUGCUGUGUGUGGGAAUGGUGGAACACUGGAAUUGGAACUCAGGGCCUGUCAUGCAAGGCAAGCACUCUAGCACUGAGCUAGACCUCUAGUACCCACUCCCCAGUGUCCUUGCAGAAGGCCCCAAGUGUAACCUUUGUCCCAGCUCUCUAAAGGAGGCAGAGAGUCUGGCUUCUGGUCUCACGUUUCAGUAGAAGAGGCUGAGGGAAGCUGUGGUUGACACUGGAAGGCCCAUGGGGAUUCUGUCUCAGUGGCGGGCCAGCCUGACCCUCACAGUCUCUCACCGGCAACAGCCACCUCAGGGGCCUCAGCCCUGAGGAGUGUAUUCUGUGGCAUUUAAGGCAAAUUUAAACUAAAAAAAAAAUGCCAGUGACACUUCUUUGGUUAAGUGGUUUACCCUUCGUGGUAAUUAGAUGCAGUGAUUGGAAUCUUUUUUUCUAUUACAUGGCAAUUUUACUUUAAAUUUCUUCUUUAAAAAAUGGGAGAAAAGACAAGGAAGGAGGCAGCAGGGCUACAGGCAUUUGCAUUUUGCGAAUGAAGCCUCUGGUAGGCUCAGCUCAGGCGUGGGGCCCAACGUAUGGAAUGCUUAAGAGAUUACUAAGAAUAAAAUCUAUUAAUUAGUCAUACUCAAUUCCACAGACAUGAUGUGAAUCAAAAGCUCCCUUUCCUCCCUCAUCUGCAUCCUCUUCCUGAGGAAGCCUCCAUCUUUCAGAAAGGCUGCCUCCUGGCCUGCUGCCUCCUUAACUGGAGCCCUGCUGUGGCCCUGUGUGGGGGAUCCUGCCUUGGAGAGCAGGUGCAAUGCUGGCAGGGGAGGUGACAGCCUUGGGAAGACAACUGUGGCUAGGAGGAAACCAACCUUCCCUUCUUGGAGCCAGAAGCCCAUCCCUGUUCCAUGCUGUCAUGCCUCUCCUUCAUUGUCAGUGGGCGUGGAGUCUCUCAGAGCCCUUUUCCCAGGUUUCCAAUGGGUCAGCUACCCAGCUCAGCCCCCCAGCAAGAGAGCCAGGAGCAUGUCAUGAAAAUUCGAGGCUUCCAUCUCCCCACUUUAAAAUGAGGGUGACUGGGUAGAGUCUUGCUUCAUGGACGGCCCUGUGAGAGCAACCCCUCCAUGCUGAGGCUGGAAGGUUCUAAUGGGCUCAAGACAGUGAGGAAACACUGCUGGGUAGGAAGGGCCUGUGUGGAGUGUAGAAGGGAUGGGCAGUGUCUGGAAUAGCCUCCCAGCCUGAGCCUCCUCCUUCAUUGCCACUGGCAAGGGAAGUAAGGAACAAAAGUCAGAGCCAUACUCACUCGGGACUCUUCCCACCCAACCCCCUACAAGUGGCAGCUGAAGUCCCAAAGCCAGCCUUCUUCAGACAUCUGAUUUCCACUGAGCACACCAAGGAGGAGGCCGGGGCUUCAGAGCCUCUUGCUUAUGAAAAAUACAACAAGGAAAAUUGGAUGUAGCAGCUGGGGAGCUAUGCAGAGGCAGCAGGAAUGGGCUCCGAUGGGCAUGGCGGCCUGUGUCCCCCAAGGGCCAGAUGACAUGUCACGGCCAGGGUCAGGGCUGCGGGCCUCCAAGAGCCACGUUCCAUACUCACACAGACAGUGGCGCAGGUGACAGCAGCUGAUGUCGAGGCUGGAUGGGUGCCAGGGUGAGCACUAACAAGCAAUUCACAGGCUUUCCAGAGAGCAGAGAGAGGCGGCUUUUUUUUUUUUUUUUGUAAGGAGGAUAAAAAGGCUCAAAAAUGCAAAUCAUUACCGUUUACAACCAAGUGAGUCUGCUAAAUUGAUUAGAAGAGAUUAAAUUCCUUGGAGGUGAAGGGAAAGGGGGAAUUUUUUGUGGGUUAUGAACCUGCCCCAAGUGGUCGCCCACACAGCAGGCAUUUUCCAGGCCUGCGUGGGAGGGGUAGCAGCUGUUCCUGCCCAGAACCCUGAGGAGCUGGUCUCUCUAAGGACUGCUCAGAUUGAAGAGCUCUUGCCAGGGCUACGGGGACAGAAAGGGUCAUGUUGCUGAGACAGGCCAUCCAGCAGCUGUGCCAGUCCUUGGGCGGACUGUGACCCUGUCACCUAGGCUCAGUCUGCCUUGAGAGAUGGCAAGACACAUCUGCAUCAGAUGUGCUGCACUUACAUAGUAAGACUCCAGAGCCGUGGGAUGUCUUAUAUCCCUACCCUAGGAGCCUCUUGCUUUCUGGGCUCAGAGAGAGAUUGAGGAAAGAGAGAACUGAAGGCCAGGAGAGAGAAACUUGGGCCCAGCAAAGGAGGCAGUCAGCGAGCUCUCUGCCCCAUGAUAUAUGCAAGCAUUAUCAGAGGAGGUGACAGUAAACCUUCCAGCCUGAACUAAGGUCUAGGUCUUUGUCUAGAAGGAUCUGGUUCCCCCGGGCCAGGCCACACAGACCUCUUUUCCCAGGCUGUGCUCAGCAGGUAGUGGGGGGGUGCGGACAGGACACCUGCUUAGCUCGGUACUCCCAGCCCUAGGAUGUCCCUGGACUUGUUCCCUCAAGCCCAGCUGCCUGACACCAGGAGUAACCAACAGGCUCAACACUGCCAGCCUGUCCACCCAUCACAGUCAGCUGACGGCGCCUGGGGCUCUGUUCCAACACUCGCCAGUUUUUAGGCAUUUGCCGAUUCUUUUGAAGUGUUCCAGCUAUUUGUAUGAAAUAUCCACACUGGCGUCUUUAAAAACAACUGACAGAAAGAGUCCCUUUGCUCUCUUCCUAGCCUUCAAUUUUUUUUCUUUUUCUCCUCCCUACCCCCACCCCUAAUAUUUUGAGUCUGCCACUGAACCUCUGAUCCUCCGAUGCUACCUCCUUUGAUUUCUUUUUUUUUUUUUUUUUUUUUGAGACAGGGUCUCACAUAGCUCUAGGCUGGUCUCAAACCCUCUAUGUAGCUGACAAUGACCAUAGAUUUCUGAUCCUCCUGCCUCUACCUCUUUCAGAUUUUAAUGUAUGUUUUUUUCUCUGAAUUGGGGAAUGACAUUGUCCCUGGGGUCACUCCCAUUUUCUCAUCAUAAUGGGGCUUUCAGGGUGUGCCGUAUAGGGGUAGGACACCAGCUCUCUUCAUGACUCCUGACCCGUGUCUAGGCAACUCUGUAGCCUGGGGCUGCUCCUGCUUCCGGAAGCCACCCUGGGUUCUCUGAAACCACUGUCACAGUUCCUUACUGCUGCAUUGUCCAGCUUGUGUCAGGAAAGAAAUGUGGCUAUGUGGUGGGCAGCGAUCCUGGUGGGUGGGUGGGUCAGCUCCCAUUUCAUACAGUCCCGCUCCCAAGAUGCUGCAGCCAUCAGAGUCAUGUCAUCAGCAGUUUGGUUCCCGUACCGGGGCACCUAAGGCCACUGUGGACCAGCAGGGGUCCUGGAACACCUUUCCCACCCUCUCUCCCCACCUGUCUAUCUAGUCAUGGGAAAGGCCCAGGGGUUGGCACUGAGGGGCUGCCUCUGUCCUGGCGAGGAGAGGGGCUCAUCGGGUAACUUCUCCCAGAAGCAUCCCACCCUGCUUUGCUUCAGGGUUGGUGCAUCUCCAGCAGAUGGGAAAUGAAGAUUCAACAAGAUCUGGCAGCAACCACAGCCAGAAUAGGUGACUCAGUUUCCCUUCUCCAAGAUUUGCAUCAAGUGGGUGCCGGAGAUUGGCAGAAAACUAGAGGCCCAGGGGGUGGUACAAGAAACAAGAUCCAAGGCAACAGCCUGCCUUGCCUGCCACCCCUGCAGAGAGUCCCCGCACCCCAGCCACCCGCCUGGAGGAACUAAUCAGACUUUCUCUUCAAGACAGAAAAACAAGCACGCCGUGAACCGACAAUCAAAGCCGCAGCAGGCCCCAGGCUGCCACUGCUCAUUCUCCCAGGGGCCCACGGUUCCAAACAGCUCCCAACCUGCCUUGGAUGGAAGGCAAGGUGGCAGGUCCUCCACCCCUACCCCUCCUGUGACGCGUUCCAUCUCUGAAGGCUGUGGCCACACGGUGGGGAAACCCUACACACAAAACCCCAAAGUAGCCUUAGGUAUUUUCCCCCACCCCAGCAUGACCCCCUGAGAAUGGCCUCAACCAAGAAGCCACUUGGGCAUCCAGGGUAUAGUGUGAAUAAGGUGUCUGCCAGCCCUCCAGAGAGGCUGGUGGGAAGGAAACCAUGGGCCCACUGCUGGAGGCUUGUCAUCUGAGACAAAAAGGCCGAGGAGGUACUGGAGGCUGAGAGGCCACCAACCAGACUGAGGAGACCUGUGCUUGUGCUGGCUAAGGACACCAGCAGGUAUGAGCAGGGAUGCCAAAGGCACAGGUUGCCCGAAGGACCCCCAUCCCCAUGUAAGGGCUGCAGAGUGGAGGUUUUGGCAGAGUCAUCUUCCCAGUGGCAUCCUAGGAGCAAAGGGUGCUUGUUGGUAUUGCCAAGUAAACUGAAACAGAUAUCAGAAAGUAUAAUCUGAUCCCUGGUUCUGAGGGGACCCAUGGUCAGCCUCUGAGGAAUGGAUGGGCUCUGCUAAAGAAGGUAGGAUGUCUGCUCAGCCCACUGCAACAAGGCAGACCCUGAACCACCAGUUUCCCGAACCCAUGGCCUGUCUCAGCCACAGUCUCAGGGCCCCUUGGCUGCUGUCUCCUCUGUUUUCUUUUUCUCUGAAGGUCAGAGCAGUCUCGGGUCUGAGGGAUAGGAAUGCCCCUCCUGUGGUGGCUGCAGUCUGGGAACUAGCAGGCAGACGAGACCCUGCUCCCUGGGAGGCCUGGCUAUGCCCGGCCUCGUGGCCCACGACUCUACCACCAGUCAGGGAAUUUUCAGAAAACGGCGACACAAAUACCCCACCACCACGACGACAACACAAACCAAAGUGCACUCUGAACCGCCCUUUGGCCUCCUUCAAUGUAGGUGCCUUGAAACUUCAAUGUUGAGAUGAAUGUGACUAACUACUUGGUCCUAUUUUCUGUUUGUCUGUUUCAUAUAAAAUGUCCAAGUCCACCUGCCUUGUCCUUUCUUGAAAUAAAUAGAAAAGUUUAACUUUUA